CGCGCGCGCGGAUCCGUGACCCAAGAGCAGCGCAUCCGGUUUAUGCUGAAACGGGAGCAAGUGCAGAAGACGCACGCGGACGUGCGCGGGUAGGCGAGGCGAACUGAGCGUCAAUUCGGUUGCAGUGAUUUGGGGAAACACCUUGCUGUUGCCGCCGCCGGGUCCGUUGUAUCGGCUCCCGCUCUUCGUCCCGCCCCUCCUCUCCUACAUGGACGCUCGCUCGCUUUCCGGCGGAGCUUGACCAGGCAUCGCCGCGCGGCCAAUUCGGUGGUGAAUUCCUAGCGUUUUAACCAGAAGGAAUCUUUCCCGGCUGGGCUUCCGAGCUGGUCGACCGGCGGUUGCCGACUCCUGGCGCCGGUGCAUGACGCAGCAUUGGACGUCUCGUAGCGCCUCCGACGGUAAAGGGACGAGGAGGAGGCAGAUAAAGGGAAUCGUUUAAAGGAGGAAGUGCUGUCUCUAAUGGACGAAGAUUUUUCCGGCUAAUGUGGUGCGAAGGUCGGAAGGACCGCCGCUGUGUUGGUGCCGUCGCUGCUGCCGCCCGUGCCGCUGUUCGCUGCCGCAUCUGCUGCUGCUAUACUUGUGUUCUACCCGUGUGAGGCGAAAGACUCGCCACCGAGCUCAGGUGUGCUCUACGGCGAAGCAAGAAAUGAUCGGCAACUGCUGCUUCGAAGGCCUCCGAUACAAACGACCUAUGGUACCCCUCUGCAUAGCUUUGCUGCUAGCGCUGGCAUUCGCGUCCGCCGCGGCGACGCCACGCCAGGACCAGAGGGAGCCGCGGUUGGCGCAGCUUGAUCCGGAGGUCGAGACAGCCACCGAGGACUACGACGUCGAGUUCAUCGAGGGCCGCAUCGUGGGCGGCAAGCCGGUGUCCCUGCUUCGAAAGCGUGCACACGGUGGCGGUACCGCGUCCAAGACUUCUUCGAGUGCCUCCGGGGCAAAGUCGCAGGGAACGAAGGGCAGUAACGACUCGACUUCAACGUCGUCAGGAAGCGGGGAAGCCAAGCGACCGCCAUGGAAAACCACUGGAAGGCCAAACGUAGGUGACGGACUCAGGCCAGAGUCGAGCAGCUGGAGACCUUCCUUGUCCGGCACAGGUUCGAAUGCUGGUAACAAACGUCCAAACUUGGCUCCUGGAAACCGGCCAGACAGCAGGCCAUCUGGCGGUGGCUCGUCUGUGGACAGUCAACGGCCGCAAGGUUCGGAUCGACCACGCGAGACGAACGGUUUUGACAACGAGCAUCGGGGAGGCUUGCCCAACCAGAACCGAGAGGUGCCUUGGAACCACCAGGGGGUGUCUCCGGGCUACAGCUCGUACCCUGCUCCAGUCACCUCCGCUUACACAGACGACGAGUCGCCGAGCUACAUCCCGAAUACGCCGGCGACACCGAACGCGUACACACCAAGCAACGAGCAGCGACCAUCGCUGACGUCCAGCCCGACCAACUCCGCCGGCUCUCAGGGAGGCGGAGGAAUCAUCAUCGGCCAUCCGCCGACCAACACGUUCUCGCAGCGCGAAGGCAGCGUGAACAGGCCUUCCGUAGUGUCCGAUCACGGCAACGUGCCGCGACAGGGCGGUGGUUUGAUCAUAGGCAGUCCACCGAUGAAUGGCUUCGGCGGUCACCCGGGAGGCUUCAACGAGCAACCGCCACCGCAGGAAAUAGACCAGGCGCGAAGAGGAGUCGUUAACCAGCAACCCCCGCACCAAGGAGUUGGCUCCUUCGGCUUGCCGUCCAUACCGACCAACCCAUUCGCUCCUUCGAACUCGGGAUUUCACGGUCCCGGCGGUGUGCCGCUGCCAUUUGGAGCGGGUCUCUUCAAUCCGGGACUCGUGAACAUCCAAAAAGCAGUGGAACAGGCGGCUGCUGGUGUACUGGGAGCGGCCGGUGCUGGAGUAAACCCCACAGCAGCCAACGUGUUUGGAAGGACGUCUACGUUUGGCCAGAUGUCCAGUUUUGGAUUCACGGAUAGGAAGUGAUUCCGUACGCGCAUGGUUUCAUUAAUGAAGAGACAACGCGGCGCAUAACGUACUCUGGUUAUUACGGGGUAAUAAUGAAGUCUCAUUAUAAGAGCGUAGCGUUAAUGCAUGCUGCAGUGCACUUGAUUGAGUAAUCUUAAUGGUGAUGUAGUACUAGUACUAUAAUAAUUGUGUUAAGUCCUGUAGUCUUAGAAAUGCGCUAAAGCGUUGGCUUUUUUGCUCUUUCUUUUUUUAUGGCGCAUAGGGAACAUUGUAUGACUAUAGGAAUGCGUGUCUUUCCUACAUCAAAAGAUAGUUCUGGCAAACCGGACUGCGAACGCCAUUGUGUCGUUCCAGACAUUCAGAAUUCUAAUAUUCAGGUCGUAACAACUUGCUUAGACUUCUGAUUGUGUGCCAAAUGAUCGCAGUUUUUGGAUGCAGCGUAGCUUGGAUUCGUGCUUAGCUUAGCUUCGUGCAAACUACUGUGCUAACGUCGCACAGUAGUUUGAUCACAAGGAGUUAAAGGCAUUGUGUUUCUUGCUUAACGUUUUUGAACAGGGCAUCAGAAUUACUGAACUGCUGUACAGCCUACCUUUUUUUUUCUUUUUUUGCAAAUACCAUGCUGAUGUUUUCCUGCUCUCAAGAGUAAGGAAGCAGCAAAUCCCAGCCAAAGGUGUUGACACGUUUUCCUUCGUACGCUCCUACAAAAAUGCUUUGUAAGCGAAUUAUACACUGCCAGCAAUUCGUAUUGUGGUGCUGUGUGAGAUGGAUGAUAGUUUCAAGGACAAUGUAAACAGCUGCCAUUAAUUUUGCGAUGAAGUCACAUGCGGCGCGUGUUGGAUAAACACUCUGUCUGUCUCAAAACAUUGCAGGAUAGUUACUUAUCGCAAAAAAACAUAUGUUGAGGAAUGCUACGCUGCUAAUUACGUGUCGUACAGUCUUAAGAAGCCAGCGAGUAAACAAUUUAUUGAAAAACACGAUGAGCUCAUCCGUUUUAUACGAAACCUGUCGUGACGCGGGAACAAAUGACGCUACACGCCGUUCCAGGACCUCGAGAGAUGCUAGCGCUUUGACGUCCGGUAGUGCAUGGCUGUCCCAAUGCAACUUAAACUUGCGGAAGUCUCAUAGACGCCAGCGCACGUACUCCAAUAUUUCCUUCCCAUUGUUCCUUUGUUUCGUAUGAUGGCAUUUCUUUGCAGGGAUGUUGGUGAUAUUGCAAUUUAUGAAAGUUUACUUUUCUUGUGGUGGCGCUGCUUCCUAACUUUCCAAUUUUUACUACUGUGUAUUUUUUGUGAUAAAUAAACCACAAUUUCUUCUACUCGUUUGUACAUGUAAUGUUAGUUUAAACGCAGCUGCUGCAAUACGUGUUUGUUGAUCCAAAGGUGCUACACAGUAGUGUACUGCUGGGUGUGUAUUUUUGUUUACCACUUCUAUACCUUGUAACGCAAGGAACGAGCCUUCUACCACAAAAAAUGCUUUAUAUGUGCA
Molecule: messenger RNA, 3442 nt
Organism: Rhipicephalus sanguineus (brown dog tick)
Lineage: Eukaryota; Metazoa; Arthropoda; Arachnida; Ixodida; Ixodidae
Product: translation initiation factor IF-2
Exons: 4
Coding region: 647-1975 (442 amino acids)
Source: RefSeq, a predicted model, not a curated record